AUGGCGGGAGGCAAUGUUGAGAAGGGACAACGUUAUAUCGCACUUUUAGACCAGGCGCGGGCCCAGGGUAAAUGGGAAGAGGUCCCUGAAUUGAUCCGAAAGGUUACCAAGCACGCUCCACAGAGGACUUGUGUCAUUCAGACCGCAACUGCCGAAACGCGAGUGGUGGCAUUCAUUCACCAAAAGACGACUACUGAAUCGACAGCGACACCCAAUCUUCCCGAGUUGAUCCCCGCCUUGUUGACAACUAUCGAGAACAAUGAUGGCACCCCGCAGGAGAUCUUACAAGCUCAGGUGUGCUUGGGAUGGGUCCAUUGGACACUGAAUGAGCCGGCACUAGCGGCAGUCCGCCUGCCCAAGGAUUUCACUGCUACCGUUCAGGCCCUGUUGAGCGAAGGCCAUGAAUUAUCCGAGUGGACUGAGGUCUGUUUAGUCAAGGGAUGCUACAUCAAGGGAUCUGCACAGUCUACAGUCGCCAGCAUCGAUGAAUCUCUGGAGACAUUUGCAGCCUUGAUCCCGUGGCUGAGCAACGGCAAGCUCAUCAACAAUGCCAACUCCCAAUUUCUCAGCUGGUCCGAGACGCUACUUGGCAAGGGAGCCGUGAUGGCCAGUGAAGAAGCCGGUACGGCUACCCCAUACUCAGACCCCCGGCAUGUGGAGAUCGCUCUUCGGCUGUUUCGGCUAUGGUCUGUGCAUCCUGCAGUCAAGCAAGGACAGGGUUCUCCUAAGGCUGCGUACGCAGGUGCUCCGGGUCAACCAUCGCGUACUUCUAUCUGGAAAUCGUACUACUUGUUCCUCACAAUUGUCCUGCAGGAUGGCUUGCCCUACCCCCCUUCGCACGAUAACCCGGAACGGCCACAGCUAGCCAGUGAGCUUCGUCGAGUUGAAGCCAUUUGUGAGAGUAACUUACUUCGGGAAGUUAAAUUCCCUACUGCUAGUUCCGACAAUUCCCAGGUUGAGGAAUGGGUGGAGCAGGUGAUCAGCAACUGGGAGGUUCUUUGUGGCCCCGACUGGCAGGACCAGGAUCUCGGUGAAGGGGGACAAAACGCCGUGGGCCGUAAUGUCCUGGACAUUCUGUACCGUGCGGCAACCAAAACCUAUCAUUCGCACUUGAUCCUCAGACGCCUGUUUCAUGUACAUUCUGCACUGGCAGACUUUGACCUUGCGCUCAAGGCUCUUGAUUCCUACAUCGAGAUUGUCACUGCCGCCAAGGCACGGGCUGAAAAGUCGGCCGAAUAUGGAGAGCUAGAAAAAGAUGAGAUACUCUUGCAAACUCUUUCGGAGGGGGUUACUCUUUUGAGCUGCCUUGGGUCUUUUGAAGAGGCAGAGAAGGCCAAGAACUUGACAGACUUGAUCAAGGAGUAUAUCGAUAAGGCGACAAGCCAAACAGAGGGUCAGAGCAACGGCAAGCUCCUGCUUUCACAUGGUCCUAACUGUACCAAUGCUCCAGAUAUCCCCGUCGCCAUACUCGCCACAUCAUACCGAGCUGUCGGGGUUGGUCUUGCCAACUGGGCUAGCUACACCCCUCUGAACGAGGCUCGCGACGAGAUUCGUGGGGAAGCAAUUGAUUACUUGGAGAAGAGCAUUAAUCCUGAGUUUGGACAAGACACCGACUUCGCCGCUCUGUAUACUCUUGCCCUAACUCUAGCGGAAAACCGUGAUCUCGAUGCUGCAAUCGACUAUGCUAAGUCCGCUCUGACGUCUCACAAUUCAAGCCCUGUCACUGAAGACCUCUCCAAACAAAGAGAUCUCGUAUCACUGUGGCAUCUGCUUGCACUUCUGCUUAGUGCAAAGCAGGAGUUCGACAUCGCUGAACGCUCAUGCGAGGCAGCAUUUGAACAUUUCCCCUCAGAAAUCUCCUUCAGGGGCAGCCGUGACCGGCGUUCUUCAAGGCAUUCACAGAAUGGUUUAGGUGGUCCCAAGCGCUCGCUGAUCAGUCGGUUGCAGAGCCGGGAGAAGGAGCGCAUCCUUCAGACUCGUAUCACACAGCUCGCGUUUACCGAGGUUCUCGAAGGCCCGGAGGCUGCCGUUAACCAGACUGAGCAGCUGCUCAGCCUUUUUGGCAGACUGUUCCAAGAGCUGGAUCUUGACGAGGGAUCCAAGUCAAAGUCUGAUCAUUUGGUACCACCAAAAAGCUCUGCGGGAACAACAAAGAGCUUCCGCAGCAGUAUUUUCCACCGUAGCAGAAUGUCUCAGCUACCAGAACGCCGGGGUGAUCUAUCCGCAAGGUCAAAUUCGGCGACCCCUCCUGUUCCGGCGAUCCCGAAUGGACACUCAGGAUAUGAUGCACCAGAAAUACAGGUCACUGACGAAGAUCACGAUUCAAGUCCCAGAAUUGGACGAUCAGACUCCAAAAGGUUGCAGAAGCGCAGCGGUAGCUCCUUUAGGCCCGAAAAUCCACAAGAUCAAGGACCCCCAGUCCCUCCGCAUGAAAAUGAGGUUGGCAUUGCAGUGUCAGGGAACUCGACACCCGUACCACGGGCUCAUUCGCAAACUCCAAACGACGAACGGCCUAUGCAGCAUAAGUUAGUUAGCCAUGACGGGCAAUCCCCGCGCCACAACCUGCGCCGUCCCGUUGCUCAAAGAUUUGACUCUCCUACCAACGUUACCACCAAAUUCUCUCUCACACAAUCCAAGAAACACGCCCUUGCUCUGCUGGUCAAGAUUUGGCUGGUCAUCGCUGGUCUUUAUCGCCGUGCAUCCCUAUUUGAUGAUGCCCGCGAAGCUUGUGAAGAAGCCUUGAAACAGACUGAGCGAAUGGAAGCCCUGGCCGCCGCUGAGGAAUCUUCUGCUCGUCACUUGAACAGUCGUGGCUGGACUGCUGCGAGAAGCUCUGAAGAACUCUGGGCUGAUGUCUACGCAGAAGAGGGUCUUUUGUCUCAAGCCCAGGACAAGCCUCACGAGGCCAUGAAGUAUUACGAAGACGCUCUCUUGCGCUGCCCGGAACACCCAAUUGCAACCAUCGCCCUCGCAAACCUUCUCCUGGACAUCUGGGACGAGAAACUUUCGCCCGAAUCAACAAAGACAGAUGUAGAUCUCAAUGUCUCACGUCUUUCCUUGUUGGCUUCCAGCGCUAAAAUCAAGUCUGCACGAGCCAUUUCAGCCGAUGAGCUCAAAGCCACUGAAAUAGCCGAAAUUUCACGACCAGUUUCCGUGGCUAGUUCCCCACAUGAAGUUGACCCGAAGCACCUCCACCGUCUCGCAGCUCGUGACCGUGCCUACGGCCUUCUCUCCAUACUCACUAAACUCGGCAGUUCCUGGGAUAAUUCCGAGGCCUGGUACGCGCUUUCCCGUGCAUACGAGGCCGGAGAGCAGACCGAAAAGCUAAAAGAGGUUUUGUGGUGGUGCAUUGAGCUUGAGGACCGUCGGCCGAUUAGGCAUUGGUCUAACAUUGGCUCCGGUCUUUAUGUCCUUUAA
Penicillium longicatenatum is the source of this 3417-nucleotide messenger RNA. RefSeq lists its product as uncharacterized. The record is from RefSeq and is a predicted model, not a curated record. Gene Ontology annotation, molecular function: protein binding. The transcript has 5 exons. NCBI's taxonomy places the organism in Eukaryota, Fungi, Ascomycota, Eurotiomycetes, Eurotiales, Aspergillaceae. Bases 1 to 3417 code for a protein of 1138 amino acids.